Hydractinia symbiolongicarpus is the source of this 5252-nucleotide messenger RNA. RefSeq lists its product as uncharacterized. Lineage: Eukaryota; Metazoa; Cnidaria; Hydrozoa; Anthoathecata; Hydractiniidae. Gene Ontology annotation, molecular function: protein binding. The coding region runs from base 218 to 5125 and encodes 1635 amino acids. The record is from RefSeq and is a predicted model, not a curated record. The transcript is spliced from 7 exons.
GAAUGGCAUUUUGGAUAAAGCAUCUUCCAUCAUACACGCGUGACCUCCAUGAUUUGUCUAACUAGAUGUUUAAUAUAUAUAUAUAUAUAGUGGCUCAAAUAUUCUGCUAUAAUUUGGAGCAGUACGUCAAAUUAGAAGUGUUUACUUAACAGUUUGUUUGAUUGGCUCAAGUGAAGAUUAUAUAUAUAUACACAAGUUUGCAUAAUGCUUGGUAAAGAUGAAGACAGCUCCUUUGCCUCAAUCGCUUAUCGUGGAAAAUGAAUAUAAUAUCCGUCUGGAUGUUUUUCUUCGGGAAGGAAGAAAGCACCUUUGCUGUGUAUUACAUGAUCCAUUGAAAGGAAACCUUCCUAUUGACAAAAAGAAAUUGUAUGCACAUCUUCAGCGCUUCAAGAAAGAGCUAAAACAUUUAAAGAAAGAUCAGAAACAACUUCUAUUUCCUUCAAAUAAUCAAACUGAUUCCAGCAGCUUCGACAUUUCAAUUUUGUGCGACUUAUUCAUUAAUUGCACCAAUGUAUCAAAACCAAUUGGUGGUUGGAGAAAGGAGCCAAAGGAUGAUGAUUUUUCUAUAGGUGCUGAUGUUAUUCGAUUAAGAAAUUUAAGAAAUUUUAUCUUGCAUAAAACAUUGUUUACUUAUCAGGAAUUUUGUGAUGUUUGGAAAAAACUUAAAGCUGUUCUUAAAAGAUUAGGAUAUGAUUUAAACACUGUAAAAGGUUUAAAAUCAGAACCACUAGAUGAUUUAAAAGAUUUAAAAAUUUCUAUCCUUGAAAGUAUUCAAAAAAGACAGGGAGAAAAUAUAGAGCAAUGUCAAGCAGACAUUCAGCAAGACCAAGCUGAGAUUCAAAACAUUAAAUGUAAAGUACAAAGCCACUCAGAGAGAUUGAAUAAGCUUGAAAAUGAUUGCAAGUCCAAAGGAGCAAAGCGAAAAAUAGAAAUCUACCCGGAAAAAAGAGAUUCAACUCAAAGGUUUUACAUUUUUAAGAAUUUUGAACAAGACACUGUUGUUCAAUUUGAUGGUAAUUAUCCUUUGCACAAAGUAGAAGUAUGCAAAAUAGAUCAAGCAAGCUUUGAAGAACUUCAAGAGGGUGUUGAAUAUCACAAAAAAGUUGUAGAGAAAAGACUACAUGUUACUCUUUUCAAAAAUGCUGUAUUUGGUGUUAAAGAAAUUACUUUCAAUUUAGUUGAUGCUACACAUAAAAAAAUAAGAGUGACAAUUAAAGAUGAUGAUCUAGUAUGUGCACACAGAUUCGUUAACAAUUGCAAGCAUUUUGUUGUGUCAACUCACAACUGUUGUGAAAUCUCAUCGGAAAUUGAAAAUAUCAUCAACACAGAGAUAGAAUAUUCAGAUGUUGAAUUUAUCGUUGGUGGAACAGUGCACAGAAAGUCGCACAGUGACUAUAAAGACUACGCUUUGGAGUAUCUUACAAGAUAUUACACGUCAGACGAAAUGUAUUUACAAGAAUCAGUGCAAUUCCCUCCUGUUGUUUUCAAGCAAAAAUGUUCUACAUUUGCUGCAAAACUCAAGAGUAUUUUAGAAAAAACGAAAAACAACUUACUUUUUGUGAUAACACAUUACAACUCUAUGGAGCACUUGAAAUUUUUCAAGUUAGAUUCACAAUUUACAUUGAAUUGCAAAGAAAUAGGCGAUUUUAAUAAUAGGAUUUUGAUUUUGCAUCAAGGCUGUAAUGCUAUCAUCAACAUUCGUUAUACAGAGACAACAGAUGAAUUGUCUAUUCAGCAAGAGUUCCAAAGAGGUGCUGAAGACAUCAAAUGUUUAUGCGCACUUAAUAAAAAACACAUCAUAAAAGGCUCAUUAGAGUUUGUUAAUGUUGUUGUUGCUCCUGAAUUUAAAAUUAGUAAAGAAACAUCUUUUUGCACAGAUUGCCAUUUAUUACAUAACGAUAUUGUAUCAUCAGAAAGAAAAAUGCGAGAUUUUUUUAUUAAGUUAUUGCAACACUCUGAAGUAAUCGGUUCACAGGAAAAUGCUUUUAAUGAGCAAAAGCAGUUUUUGAUUGUUUUAAGCCACAUUGUUUGUUUUAUUGCCACGAAAGAAGCUUUAUAUCCUAUGCCAACACCAAGUAGCAAUAUUGCGGAACAAAUUGGUACCCUGCAUUUAACAAGUGAGCAGCUUCGGUAUUUAUACCAUCCAGAGAAGAAAAAAAUUAUUAUUGGGCCGUUGGGCAGUGGCAAAACUGUUUUAGCAUUGUCCCAUUUGGAGCUGAUUUGUGAAUGUUCUGAAAACAUGACAGCUGUUGUUUACUAUGUGGUUUGGAAGCAUAACGCUUUAGUUCUAAAAAAUGUUGAAAAGUAUGUCCAGCAUGUCACUCGAAAAAGAGAUGUAACUAUUCUUGUAAAAAGCGUUGUUGAGUUGGCGAAAGAGUUGCGUUUCACUAAAGUUCCCAAACUUUCGUUGCUUCUCAAGCGCUUACUAAAGAAUCAUAAAGAUGCAACUGUGCACCUGAUAGCAGAUGAAGUGGAUGGAGAGAUGUUCGACCUAGGGGAAGCAUUGGCUUUAAAGCAUUACAUUGAAAGAGAAAAUAAAGUAAAAGAUUCGAUGAUUGUGCUAUUUCCAGAAUCCCUAGAGAAACAUCGAAGGUUCGAAUCAAGCACCAAUGCACAAGAUCAUGACAAGUUUAAAUAUAAUGAGACAGGUAUGCAUGUAUUGCAGUUAAACAAAAGUAUGAGAACAACAAAAGCGAAUUUUGAAUUUUUGAAAGCAUUUGAAAGAAAAUUGUGUCAACUAGAAAGUAUCAUUGUCCAUCCUGUUAACGAAACAGAAUCUGUUACAAGUUUGCCAAAAGUAUCUACCAAAGAUGAAAAGCCAUUGUUGAAUGAUCGCAAUAAAUCUACAGUCAAAAUGCACAUGCUUCAAAAGGUUUCCACAAAAAAUAAGUCAACAUUCGAACCACCAAUUGAUAUUGACGUUGCAGCUGCUGCAAAUGAUGACAAUACUAUUGGUGAUGCUAAAACAGUAACAAAAUUUAAAUGUAAUUCGGUGGAUGUUAUUGGACAUAACAUCAAAGGCAAAAAACCUAUUUUCUUAUACUUAGAAGGAAAAGAUAAAAAAGAAGAUUGUCUUAUUACAAUGCUAGCCAUAGCUUUAGAACAUAUAUGUCUCAAUCGCUCAGAUAAAAAACGUUUGUUCAUGUACAACAGAACGACGCAAUUAAAUGUAUUUAAUAAAAUUUUAAAUCUUCUGGAUAUGGAAUAUUGUUGCUAUAAUUCAUCUUCAGGAUGGAAAAUCAGGAAACAUGAUGGCACCUUAACCAAUUGGUAUGCUGAUAAUUGUAAUUUGUUAACUGAUCAUGAAGGUUGCCGUGGUUCAGAGGCAGAGGAGUGUUUAUUAAUUGUUGAUCCUAGAGAGAAAAAGCUACAUCAUUUGACCCUGGAAUGCAUGACACGAGCAACUUCGAACUUAGUUUUGAUCUCAAUGAGCAAUAUAUUUGUUGAAGAAAAUGAACCUUCUUCAUUGGGUGGUAUCUUCAAGGAGCUAGCCGAUAUGUAUUUGCAGGUGGUACAUGUUGAAAACAUUGAGCAUUCAAAUACAGAAAAGUGCUAUGUUGCUAAAGAUGGUUUGUCAGGUGGUGUUAAUGUUAAAUCGUGGAAGUAUAAAGACUUUAUGAAAAAGAUCAAAUGUAUGAAAUUUCAUGAAGAAGUUCCACAGAGAGAAAAGAAUAUAAAUGCAGCAAUACUGAGAAACUUUCAGCCUCCUGCCGUGGUUCAAAACUUUACUUGUGCAUAUUCAAGUGAAGCUUGUUGCGAUUUGUGUUGGCUAGACCAAGGCUAUCAUUAUAUCUUGAAAAAGAAAAACGAAACUGAUGGAUAUUGGGAACUAUUGGAAAACACAGCUUCUUCCAAUGCAUAUGUUUUAGAUAAUAUGGUUAUUGGAGAAAAUUACAAGUUUAGUAUUGUAGCAACAAAUUCGUUUGGAGAAUCAACCCCAAUACAGUUGUCAUAUUGCCAUAGGCCAGCAUUACUGUUAAAAGAUAUUUCUACAAACCAGCUAACAAAUUCUGAAAGCCAACCAACAAGUUCUACUAUCCAACCAACAAAUUAUGCAAGCGAAACAACAAGUUCUACUAUCCAACCAACAAAUUCUAAAAGCCAACCAACAAGUUCUAAUAUCCAACCAACAAAUUCUGAAAGCCAACCAACAAGAUCAACGAGUUCCGACUGUAAUGUCAGUUCUAUAGGUUACUUUGAAGAAGAUGGUGCUGAUAGGGAUAGUGAAAAUGUUGACUCUUAUGAGGAUGACAACUAUAUUGGCGAUGUUGACUUUGACCCUGGGGAGUGUAACGAUACCGUUCAUGAUAGUGAUACUGAUAUAAGUAAUAAUUACUCCCAUCUUGAUAGUGAGGAUAACCGUCACACUAAUAAUGGCAACAGGGUUGAUGAUUGUGAUGUUGAUAUGGGGCCUGAUGUAGAUGACGAUAACGAUGAUGAUAUUGAUGUUGACGGUGAUGACAAUGAUGUUGGUAAUGUGAAAAGCAAUGAUGAUGGUGAUUACAACCAUCACAAUGUUAAUUGCCGCAGCAUUUAUGAUGAUGAUGAUGAUGAUGAUAAUGAUGAUUUUGAGUCUAGUGAGAAUGACGAUGAUUAUAAUGUUGUUAGCAACCUGAAAAGCAAUGACGAUGGUGAUGAUAACCAUCACAUCGUUGAUGGCAACAACAGUGAUGAUGGUAAUGAUGAUUUUGUGUCUAGUGAGAAUGACAACGAUGAUGAUAAUAAUGAUGUUGGCAAUGUGAAAAGCAAUGACGAUGGUGACAAUGAUUUUUGGCCUGGUGAGGACGAAGAGGAGGAUGAUGACAGCAAUGGCAGUGAUAACUUUGAGCCUUGCGAGAAUGACGGCGAUGAUGAAAAUGAUAAUGAUGUUGGAAACAUAGACAGCAGUGAUGUGUCUGACUGUGACGAUGAUGGCUACGACGAUGAUGGUAACGACGAUGAUUAUCAAAGAUUAUUAUAUGAAGCAUAUGAUGAAAUAGAGGAAAACCUCAGCGAAGUUGAAGAUGACGCUAAUACCGACAGCAGUGAGGAAGAUUUGAGCUAUCAUUAUGAUUAUGAUUUCGAUGAUAUUGUGUCAAGCUGUAGUGAGUACAAACAGAUGGAAGAAGACGAUGAAGAUAUUUAAAUAAAAAAACUACUUUUGUGAUAAUUUAAGAUGCAAUUAAAGCUAAAAAAGUUUUUUUUAAAGGUUAUAUUUUUAAUUCAUUCUUACUUGAAACAUUCAGAUACAUCUAUUUUACUUAGAAGUUAUU